GACUGCUGCGCGGCAAACCCGCACGACAGGUCGCCGGCGAGCUACAACCACCGCUCCGUCGUCAGUCUACGGGACACACCGUUCGCAAUCGCGUCUUGUUUUGUGCAGUUAGUUUUUUUCUCAUAUUAUCAUUACACUCGUCACGUUUCGUGUCGCGUUCCGCGUGUGCCGAACACACAACACCAUACGAAGGUCGUGAACCGCGUUUCGAGUAAGUAUACACGGGAUUUUACCGGGUGCGCGCGACCCGUGAUGUGAAUGACGGUCACCGGCAAACGUCGUCUCAUCGCGUUACAGGGAAUGUGACAUAUUUAUACACUGCGUCGGGCGCACACACGAAUACACAAACGAAGCAGUGGACACGACUACGCAUCGUACCAUCAGCCGGUCUCGCGAAGAGUAAUAGGUAGCUGAUCGUCGAACGGUAGUGCGCGAGGUCCGUCGAUCGCCACCAUGAGUAUGAUGAUGAUGAUGAGACCGUCCGACUCUACGCCCAUCUGCCGAUGCCGGGUCUUGUAUCUGGGCUCGGCCGUCCCGCAUAUCACCAAGGAUGGUCUGCAGGGCAUACAGGAACCACUCAAGGAACUGUACCCGGAGCAGGGGGCCCUGGGUGCCCGCGGCAUUGAUUCUUGGCUGAGCGUCUGGAGCAACGGUCUGCUGCUGGAGAAUGUAGACGAGAACCACAAAAAGAUCACACGGUUCUUUCCGAUCGAGUCACUGCACUACUGUGCCGCAGUCCGGUUCGUCCUGGUGCCCGAGAAAUCCAACGGGUCGUCGCAGCCGCGAUUCCUGCCAUUGGACUCUCCGUUCGCCCGGUCCCCGAAUCCUAACCAUCCGCCACUGUUCGCAGCCAUACUUCGACGAACUUCCGGUAUUAAGGUGCUCGAGUGUCACACGUUUAUAUGUAAGCGCGAGAUGGCCGCCAACGCGUUGGUCCGGUGCUGUUUCCACGCUUACGCUGACUCGUCAUACGCCAAACAAUCGGAAGGAGGCGGUACGAACGGCAUUGUCAACGGUGUCGGUGGCAACAGCAUUUACGGCACGGUGCGGACCAACAGGUCGGUUGGAAACAACACAAUUGAAAAGGUGGAGGGCUGGAGGCGCAUGACCAACGGUGGUGCGGCGGCUGGAAGCACGCUGACGCUCAACAGUGCACACUCUAACGGUAUCACCAUGCUGGAAGCGUCCACAAACUCCAUGGACGACUUAUCCGAGUGCAACGGCGACGAGAAUCACAAGGUGUGGGUGGGCAGUACCAAAGAUAUAUCGGAAAAGGAAGACUUGUACGGUACCGGCAACACGAUGCGCAGCUCACGAUCCAGCAGACCCAGACAAUUGGUUGGGGGUGCUCCGCCACCACCACCACCGCCGCCACCGGUAAGAGAUGAUAGUAAUAAACCGGGGGCCAAAAAAACCAAGGAGAGACCACGCCGCAAGAGGACGCCGACUGGUGGAAGUCGCGAAGAUUUGUACGCGCCGUCGAUGAACGGUUCACUUAUGAGAUCUGUGCAUGGAGGGCGGAGUUCGGUGUCACUCAACGGUACCAUGGCAAGCCGAGGACCACCCAGAGGGUUCAUGCAAUAUCAACAGCCUCCGCCGCCACCGCCACCCAAUCACAUAUACUCUAAUGGUAGUGGCAGCACCAUGCUCAGACCCGUCAACGGAUUUCAUCCACAUCCACCGCACCAUCCACACCACCACCACCCGGGAAUGAUGCAGCAGCAGCCACCGCCUCCGCCGCCUAUUAUGAUGGUGCCCACCACGUUGCCGCAUCCAAAGAAAAUGCACAAGAUGAAGCCAGGUAUGAUGCCGGUGCCCAGACCGGGAAUGAUCCCAGCCAACUACAUGCCGGUGCCCAUGUAUGUGCACACCGGUAAAAAGUCCAAGCACGGCGUGCCCAUGCCAGUGCCGAUGGCCAUGGAAGAACCGAUAUACAUGCCGUCUGCUCGUCCUUUGAGUCCAGUCGCGUCUUAUCAACCCGAACACUUCCCGCACGAGGCCUACCUGAUGCAGCAGUACGCCAACAGCGUCAAUCACAUGAACAACAAUAACAACAACGGGCCGGCGCCAAAAACUAAGAAAGGCAAAAAAGACAAAAAAUCGAAAGAUUCAGUCAACGGGAUGAUGCCACCGUUGAUGGUGCCACAGUUAAUGGUUAACGGUGGCGCGGGUGGAGGUGGAAUGAUGAUGAUGCACCAGCAGCAGCCACUGCAGCAUCCGCCACCGCCGCCAUCCAAUGGACCGCCUCAAAUGGCUGUCAACGGGCAUAGAGUCAACGGCAACGGUAUCAUGUCGGCAGGACACGACGACAUGACGGACGACACAGAGGACUCGGUGUACAGCACCGGAAUCUACCGGAGAAAAGGCCACCUCAACGAGCGGGCGUUCUCAUAUUCGAUCCGGCAGGAGCACCGGUCCCGAUCUUACGGGUCGCUGGCAAACCUCAAGUUCGCCGCGCCGCCAAUCGUACCAAAUGGUGUGGACGGUGUGCCGAACAAGGUGGACAUCAAGAAGGAACGAGAGAUCAUGCAGAUGAUGCAGGAUCUGGAGUUGUCCGGCGACGAGCUGGACCGUGCUGACCAAGUGGUGCACCACCAGAAGCAGAAUAACAACGUGGCGCACCAUCAGAGGCCCGUCAAGACGAAGCGAUAACGAACACCAUGAUAUUAAAACGCGUCACAGCUGCUUACCGGAACCACGACCGCCUGCAGUGUUCUUCGACGAGAGAAUUUGACGAGCGGACGUACAACGCAUAUAGAACAUUACACACAACCAUUACUCCUGCAGACGACGUGAACAGUUCUUUUUUUUAACGGAUUUAAUAUGUUAUUAAUUAUUUUUUUAAUUAAUUUUAGUGUAUAAGAUAUUACCUAUAUUAUUUUAUUUAUAGAAACGAUAAAGAAAAAUACGUCUUCAACAUACGUCAUGCUAUACAUAUAUGUAUGUAUAAUGAGUAUACUAAACGCACAGACACUUUUUAUUUUACGUAUAUUUUCGUCGUUACUAAACAACACUCGUUGGUUUAUAGCCCACACGCGUCAUAAGUAACUAUAUAAGCGCGCGUAUAUGUGUUAUUGGCUAUUGCAUUGGAUUUUUUUUUUCACGGUUUCAUUGGAGAGAAGGUUUUUUAAUAAUAAAAAAAAAUUAUGAACUCGACCUGCGGACACCAUAAUUUCAGUUUUUCGUUAAAUGUAUAUACUUAAUUAUUAUUAUUUUAUCCAAAACAACAACGUCUGACACGACACUAUUGUUAUGAAAUUCGUGUCGGAUAAGGGAAAAUGCGAAAAUUUGUAAUACGUACGUUUAAUUUGUCUGACACGUGUUUUGUUUUAUUAUAGUACAGCCAAAUGUCCAUGAAUAAUUUUUCUUGCGAUGGUAUAAUCAUUUUCUUUUGUAGAUAUUAUUAUAAUAAUGCGUACUAAAAAAUAAAUUUGUUAUUUAAGUACGGUUUUGCUCAAUAAUCUUCUUUUUUUUAUUAUUAUUAUAUUACUUCUGUUUUUUAUUAUUAUUUUUUUUUUAUAUACCUAACAAUAAUAUUAAUUUUGAUGUGUUUACGUCUUAAAUAUAUUUACACGUUGAGAGAUAAUAAUUACUUAAUUCAAUAAUAAUUUUUUUAUGGAUAAAAUUAUAUACAAUUUUGACAUAAAAACGUAUUUCGCAAAGUGUGGGGACACGGAAAGUACUUAUUUUUGCAGUUCGUUUAAAAGUAUAAAAAUGUCUUGUGGUUUUUACCCGACGUGGGUCAUCGACUAGACCGAGAUUUUAUACUUUCAAACGACGUAAUAAAACGGUCAACUGAAAAAAGGCACCGUUUCGUAAAACUUACCACAGACGCUUUAGUGCGUUUAAAAGCGAAACCCGAGAAUAUCGUUAUUUGUCUACUUUGUAAAACGAUAUUUUCGUGUGGUUGUAAACAAAAUAAAUAUUAAAUCUCCGUGAUGGAAAUAAAAGAGCAUUUAAUAUCCGGCCGUACCUACUGUAUAUAGGUAUAAAUUAUUAUUAUUAUUAUUAUUAUUAUUGAAUCGACGACUGAUGUAACGAGUAGGGAUAGCGUGCCAUUUUUAUGCUUACACAAAGAAUGGUAUUUUUUAUUAUAUAAAUUUUUAUUGAUUAAUAUUAUUAUUAUUAUUAUUGUGUAUGACUUAAUAUAGAAAUGCUGUUAUUAAAAAUAUGUUAAAUAAAAUAUACGAUUUUACAUUGA
Aphis gossypii (cotton aphid) is the source of this 4201-nucleotide messenger RNA. RefSeq lists its product as uncharacterized. The record is from RefSeq and is a predicted model, not a curated record. Lineage: Eukaryota; Metazoa; Arthropoda; Insecta; Hemiptera; Aphididae. The transcript is spliced from 2 exons. The coding region runs from base 454 to 2652 and encodes 732 amino acids.